AUGCGAAGUAACAAAUCUUCAGUGUCAUCGUCUUCCACAAUGACUGAAGCAUCAUUCAAUGAAUUAAGAUCGAAAUUAAAUCAAUUUUCCGAUGAUGUGUUCGAAGAUGAUUCAAUCAACCAUGGUGAUAAUGAAGGAAGUGAUUCCCCUCCCAAUUCUAAUGAUGAAACUGUUAACCUUGAAGACUAUACUUUAAAAAGGAGUGAUUCAUCUUCUUCAAUCAGUUAUAUUGAUUUAAAUAAGUUAUUAUAUAUACCGGAUUUUGAUUUUGGUAUUGGAAUUCAUCCCGAUUCCACUAAAAAGAGAUUUGAAACCAUGAAGACCAAAACCAAAGAAAGAUUAAAUAAAUAUUCCAUGCAAUCUAAAGAUUUAUUGAAAUUACAAGAUUUUUUAAACCAAAGAUUAAGUAAGUUCGAUAAACGAAUUCAUAAGAAUUUAGAAAGUUCAAGUACUGAAAAGUUAUUUUAUGCUUUAGCAGUGUUUAUGAUUGCAUGUGGAGGUUUCAUUAUUGGUAAAUAUCCUACAUAUUUCCAUAUCUUUCACACUGUUUUGUUUGUCAUCUUAAUGCCAAUAAGAUUUUAUUCAUAUUUCAAACAAUCAUUUCAAUAUUAUUUGGCGGAUUUAUGUUAUUAUGUUAAUUUAUUAUUAAUGUUAUUUAUUUGGUAUAAACCAACUUCCAAAUCAUUGUUCGUUUCAGUGUUUUCAUUAAGUCUUGGAACUUUAUCAUUUGCAGUUAUAACCUGGAGAAAUUCUUUAGUUUUACAUUCAAUUGAAAAAACUACCAGUUCAUUCAUUCACGUGAUGCCUCCAAUAACUAUGUUUGUAAUGGUUCAUGAAUUACCUAAAGAAUUUUCAAAUGAAAGAUUCCCUGCUUUACAGAAAGUUACUCAUUGGAAUUUUUUCAAUGGAAUUAUUAUUACAUCUAUUUAUUAUACUAUUUGGCAAGUUACUUAUCAUUAUUUUAUUACUAUCAGGAAAAAGAAAGAAAUCGAUAAUGGUAGAGUUACUUCAUUCACUUUCUUGAAAAAUAAAAAUCAAGGUACUACUUUAGGAAAAUUUGUUAAUUCCUUACCUUAUAAUUGGAUGCAAAUAGCUGCUUUCACAUUAAUUCAAUUCUUUUAUCAAAUUUUAACCAUGACUUUCUGUCCCAUUUGGUUUAAAUAUAAACAUUUAUGUGGAGCAUUUGUAACAUUUGUUUUCGUUUGGGCAAGUUAUAAUGGAGCUACAUAUUAUAUUGAUGUUUUCGGUAAAAGAUUUGAAAAGGAAGUCAACAAAUUAAAAUUAGAAAUUGAUGAUUUACAAGCUAGAAUUGAAAGCCAAACUACAUCACCAAUUUUAAAACCUCAUGAUUCAACAUUAGAUGAUUUAAAACACAGAAAACUUUCUGAUGACAAGAAAGAUGAUUAA
This is a messenger RNA of Yamadazyma jaroonii, 1407 nucleotides long. The record is from the annotation of a GenBank genome assembly. NCBI's taxonomy places the organism in Eukaryota, Fungi, Ascomycota, Pichiomycetes, Serinales, Debaryomycetaceae.